UUUAGAGAAAGCCGCCCUUUUGGACUGUAAAUAUCAGGCCGUCCAUGCGUGUAUUGAAUUUGUUUGUGCGUAAUACAGACUUCUGGGCCUAGUCACGCUAGACUAGCUCAUUUCAUCACAAACACAUAUUCCACAUGUGUUUCUUUUUGCUCGUAGUUUCCCGGGUUUUUAGUGUAAAAACAAGAGGAAAUUGUGCAAUAUAGGAAUAUCUGUCAUGCAGUGCUGUGCUACUCUGAAUAGUUGUUUAGUUUCUUGGAAAGCACAAGCCUAAGUGCUGCUCUCGAGCCUGAGAGCAGUAAGUGGAGAUCUGUGGUUGUGAAUGGCAGGUCUUUGAAGCACUUAAUAUGCAGCCACACAUCAGACAUGUUUUACCGUGUAACCUUAGUUGAGCCAUCGGAUAGCUGUGUGCAAAUGCCAAAAGGGUAAACCGAUGGUAAAACGUUGGUUUUAAUUCCUCCCUCUCAGCAUUUAUCAUUACGGAUGUAGCUGAGAGAUGAAAUUAGAUGAGGACAAGCUGUCUGUGAUGCUGUCGAAUCCGAUCCCCAGUGUGUGAAGCCUCUGGCAGGCUCAUCACAUGGCAAGCAGCAGAUCUUAGCUUUAGCAACAAAUGUUAGCUUCCCAAAGACAAACGUUAUUUCUUAGAUGUGAUUCUUUUGGUAGCUCGGGGGAUUUAUUGGAGAUAAAGGUAAAUGGAAAAUGGCAUUCUAUUUCUGAUGAAAUAGGCUUUUUAAUGAGAUAACAUAUAGGGCGGGACUUGAAUCUUUCCAAGAUUUAAUUGGAUUGUGAAAAGUGAGCGUUAAAUGGCAAAAUGGAGACAGGUGGUGAAGGGGCGGGGCUAAAAUAUAAGCGUGCUUAGUGAUGUCAGCAAAAAGGAAAGUCAUUUCAUAGGCAGAGUUGUUGUUACACAUUUUAUGAGGACAAAAAUUGCUUCUUCUUUUUUAUUAAGAAGGCCAGGAUUGUUCUUAAUGAAUUUGUUGCUCGUGCACGGCUCGCUCGGGGAGAUCGUGUUCCGCUGCCCGAGCUGCACCGCGGAGCGCCAGGCGGCGUGUCCCAAGCUCACCACCUCUUGCGAGAUCGUCAGGGAACCGGGUUGCGGUUGCUGUCCGGUUUGCGCCCGGCAGAAGGGCGAGCUGUGCGGAGUCUACACGCCGAGAUGCGGCAGCGGUUUGAGGUGUUAUCCAAGCGCGAAUUCAGAGUUACCGCUGGAGCAGCUGAUACAGGGUUUCGGGCGAUGCGAGAACAAAGUGGACCUGGAGCCCAUCAUGACCAACCAGGAGUCAUGGCACAGUGGUGAAGUAAAUGGCACAUGGUCCCCUCCAGUGAAGAAGCCUGGCAAAGAAAACAACUACCAGCACAUUAAGGAAAUAGCUGUGAAACAGCAUCACAGCAACAAGAGGACCAGGAUGUACAGCUCCCUGGAUGAUCCCAAAACACCUCACCCCAGACAGAGCCAGUGUCAACAGGAGCUGGAUAGAGUGUUGGAGAACAUCUCCAGAAUUACAUUCCAUGACAACAAAGGACCUUUGGAAAAUCUUUAUGACCUGAAGUUCCCCAACUGUGACAAGACAGGACAGUACAACCUUAAGCAGUGCAACAUGUCCAGCCAUGGACAGAGGGGCGAGUGUUGGUGUGUCAACCCCUACACUGGUGUCCAGAUACCCUCGUCCCCGAAAGUGAGGGGGGACCCAAACUGCAGCCAGUACUACGGUGGUCCUGAGGUGGAACCACCCACCACCCAGCAGAAAUAGAUGCACCCUUGCCCAUAAGGGAGAAGCCCGGGUUGCAAACGAGGAGAGUUAAAGCGAGUGCCAGAGCGAUAUGCAUGUGUGUAAUUCUGUACGUGUAUGUGUAUGUAUAUUUUCGCAAUAGUAUGAUCUGUGUUGUCGAUAGGAAUGUGGAAAGUCACAUGCCAGCAAAGACAAGCAAGUCAAGGACAGGUAGUUAAACCUCCCCUUCUCAAAUCCAGAUAACUGUUCUCCAAAUUUAACUCUGAGUGAUUUUUUUUCUGCCUAUUUAUAGGCUCGUCUGGUGCCUUUUAAUCUUGUGACUGAAUCUAGUUGCAGGGAGUCGCUUAUACAGCAUUUGCAGCUGUUCGGUGUGAAGAUGUGUCACUUUAAAUCUCCCUUUUGUCCAUGGAGACCCAAUAAAAAAACGGUGGUGUUUUUUUUUUUUUUUUUUUUUUUUUUUUUGCACCAUUGGUUGGCAGAAACAUACAGCAACUACAAAUGCACAACAGCAGCAGCAGCUUGACAUUGAUUUAAAAGUGAAUCCCAAAUUUUGAAACCAAAAAUUGUGAUCGAGAAAGCAGAAAGGUAAUUUUUGGCUGAUUUGAGAGGAUCUGUGCAAGAGGGGCUAGAGGUGGGCUUUUUGGUUAUUUUGACUGCUUUUCUGCACAAGUGUUGCAUUUUUAAGACCAUGCAUUCAAAACAAUUUCAAAAUGCUUCUCUUAACCAGUGCUUUUGUUUCCAUUCAGUUGCUUCAGACUGAAAAGUGCCACGUACGUGAGUUGCUAUACGGUGUCACCGCAAAUAGCUGCGCCAUCUAACCAAUUGGAGUGCAAGGUACGAUAGGCCUGAAAUGUCAAACGAUCGCUGAAUUAAAAACGAGGCCCCUUUUUUGACACAUAUUACUGAUCUUCAUUACGCAUCAUGUAUUUUGAAGUUCAAGUUUUUACAAUCGAUAAUUGCAGUCGCUUCCAAAGAGCUCAAGAUCUGGCCAUCCCUGUCCUUGGUGACUGAUAGACCUCUGUUCUCAUGCUGCUUCUCUACCAUGUGGUGUAUGUGUGUGUUUGUAGAGUGGGGAUCAGCAUUUACUAAUGAUGCGCUGACAGAGGGCUAGAUUAGGACACAGGGCUGACAUUGACAAAUGUGAUAUAAAGUGGGUUAAGUGCCUAUAAAUAAACGCAGGUUUGCCUGCAGUGCCAGUGGGCUGUGCCUCACCUUGCUUCACUCUCAUCUGCAGAGGGAUGUGUUGGAGGUUGGCAAGGGUGAUUUUGCCCAGUGUAACACUUAAAUGGAGUUAGUUGGAGAGUCCUGUGAAGGAAUGUGAAGUGGUGCAUGGGUUUAGUGAGCUUGUUUAACCAAUCCUUGUACCAUUUUAAUAAAUAAAUAAGUUUCACGUUACUACUGGGUUAAAAUUGGUUCAGCUGGUCAUAAAGAUCCAAUAGAAAAUUACAAACAAUAAAGUAACAUACAGUGGGAUCCAAAAUUUGAACCUGUGAUUCAAAAUCCAAUUUAAAUCUAGAAAUAGAAAAAAGUUUUAGGAACUUUUGAACAAAACUUGAGACUGAGUUAUAUCUAGUUCACUAAUCAGUAAGUAAAUUAGCUGAGUUUGGGAUUGGUAAGAUUAUUCUAUUUUUGUGGAAACGAUAAUUGUUUUCAAGAUUCUUUGAUGAGCGAAGUUUAGAAGAAUAGAAUUUAGCUAUAAUAGAAAUCUUUUGUAAUAUUAUAAAGGACUUUACUGUCACUUUUGAUACAUUUAUUGCAUCCUUGCUAAAUUAAAGUAUCAUUUUCUUUAAAAAAAUCUUACUGACCCCCAAAUUGUGCAAAAAAGAAGCAUUCUAGAGUCUAAAUAUAUGUGACCAGUGGGAUUUCAUGGGUUAACUUGCUCUGUCAGCAGGUGUGAUCUUUAAUGGCCCAUUCACAUGGACACACAGCCCGUUUUAUCGCUGAAGGCCCCCAGAUCAAUGCACUGUUUGAUUGAACUGGGUGUUGCUAAUACCCUAUGUUCUGACGUCAUUGGUGGCCUGUGUAGAUGGGCAUAGCUUCUGAAAAUCUGAUCAGAAAUGAGACAAGUAUGCCAAAUUUCAACUUUUUAAAUUCUGAUUCCCUUAUUUUCACUGUAGCCUUUUGGAUGCCACUGUAUGUGACCUUAUUGCCACGUUGCUGGAAAUUGGCAUCACUGUCUGUGAAAAGCAAUCAAGGGUUGUCAUCCCUUGAUUAAGUUAUAUUUUUAUUCACUACUCAUAUCUCUUACUCUUUAUCUCUUCCCCAUCCGUCUCUCUCUUUCCCAUCCUCUCCCUCUCUGUGAGUGUUGAAUUUAAAAGCUCAAUCCAGAAAUAGAAGUCAAUUAAGCUUUAACAUUGAUCCUAACGUGUUAGACAGUGUUCAGCCCAGCGUUUGCUUUUGUAGCUUAGCCUUUAUGAUAUAUUACCACAUUAACCUUCAGUAUUUUUCAUAGUAUUACCACAUCUCGCUUGCCCUUAGUAGUAGCUUACAUGCAUUUACUUUAUCUAGUUAGCAUUGUGCUAACUACCACAACAGACUGGCUCUCCAAAAUUACACAGCCUCGUGUGAUUUUGGUGCCUCACGGAUAGAUUUGCUGAGACACGGGCUACGAGUUUUCCGUUUCAGUUUGUUUCCAAAAUAGAUCACUGCCUACCCUCCGGUGGCACAGUAAAUUUUACGGUAGCUCGAGUUUGGCCUAGUUAGAAAACAGUGCGAAACCAAUCCCUGUGGUUUUCGGGCAUAUUGAUUUGCCAGAGCGGUUCCGAUGGGAUGGAAGUGUGCACGUAUGCGUGUGUGUGUGUGUAUGUACUUGUGUGAACGUUUCGAUGCUGUGCCAUGCCUGGAGCCAGUGUGACGGUGGGAAGGACUGCUUGCCAUCUGGUGCAGUGUAAAACUGUCAGAGCCGGUCUCUGCUUAUGGAGAGUCUCACACAAAUGAUGGUGGGAAUUUCUUGAGCAAAUCCAAAUGCCUUGUGCCAUGCCAGCAUCUCACAUGCCUUUUUUUUUUUUUGUGUGUUUUUUUUUUUUGCUGUAAUUCAUUGCAUAUCCUGUGUGUCACGAGAUGCGGUGGUAUUAAAUAACAUACAUUACUCGAAGCAUGCUCCUUGUGUCCACUGUCAUGCGAAUGGUGCAUGAACUGAGUUUUCUGUACAACUGCAAUGGAAAAAGCCAUAAAUGCAUGCAAAAAUAGACAUUGGUUUUAACUUCUUGUAAUAAAAUCCAGCAUGAUUAAAUGAA
Messenger RNA from Cyprinus carpio (common carp), 4963 nucleotides. It is a transcript of the gene igfbp2b, whose product is annotated as insulin-like growth factor-binding protein 2-B. The record is from RefSeq and is a predicted model, not a curated record. Gene Ontology annotation, molecular function: insulin-like growth factor II binding; insulin-like growth factor I binding. Gene Ontology annotation, biological process: regulation of insulin-like growth factor receptor signaling pathway. Gene Ontology annotation, cellular component: extracellular region. NCBI's taxonomy places the organism in Eukaryota, Metazoa, Chordata, Actinopteri, Cypriniformes, Cyprinidae.